AGUCUACCUCUUGCGGCACCCGUCGUUAGUCCUCCAACUCUGUUUGCCGCGCGCCCCUGGGUUACCCCAGAAGCAACAUGUCAGCGUGCCUGGCACCUCCAAGCCUGCGCGAACGUCCUUGUAGCCAGCAAUGACCAAACAUUUAGGGCGCACCUGAGCGCCAGGCCCACACCACCCCUGCUUCCUUUCACUUAACAGCCUCGACCAGGCCCCACUAUGAGCCAGAUUUCAGGGAAGAGGACGCAGUCCUGGGUCCCCGGGCGCUCUUCGCCGCGCCAGACAGCUGCGUAGGCAGAUCCUGUCCCACUAGUGGGCGGCCUCGGCCCCUGCCCUGAGGCGCGUCAGAGGACAAGAGGCCCAGGUCGUAGGGAACGGCUGUGUGCCCGACCGCUCAGGGUGCUGGCUGGGGUGGCGGGGACUGGAGCGGGGUGGAGACCUACCCGGGUCUGGGGUCCAGCCCUGCGGGGCGCCGUCCCCGCCCCGUCCCGCCCCGCCCUACCCGCAGCCGCCGCCGUAGUCGCCGGGCCUGCGCCGCGCAGCCCGCCUAGGGCGGGAGGCGGGAGGCCGGGCCCAGGCCGGGGCAGCCCCUCAACCGCACCGCCCUGGGCCGGUGCCCAGGUCCAAGUCGCCUUCCGCCUGCCCCCCCCCCAUUCCCCCCCCACCCCGGCAGCCCCAGCCAGGUCCCGCCGCCAGGCUGGCUCCCGCCCCCGCUCCGCCCCCGGAGCCGCAGCCCCGCCCGCCACCGCCGUCGCCAUGUUGUGGCUCCCGCAGCCGGCGCUGGGGACGCGCGCGGCCGAGACCCGGGCCUGCAGUCGCCGCCGCCGCCGCCAGGUAUUUCUAAAGAAAUCACUCCUUUUCUGGUGUGGCUCUGGGCUGCCUCCUAUGGACCACUGGGCUCAGUCUCAAACAUCAGCAUGGGGGAUUCUAGAGGCCUUGCUUGAUAUUACAACCUGGGGAUCAAAGGACUGUGAAGAGCAAGAGUUCUCAUGUGUGGUGUUUGGACUCUAGACCAUGUGCCUAGGUAGAAGUUUUUCCUUUCUCCGCAGCUCUGCUCCCCUAGCAACGCUCGCCACACCCUUGUUUUGAGAUCCUGUCUAAGCCCUUUCCAGCAUCCAGCCAUGGGGGAUAUGAAAACCCCAGAUUUUGAUGACCUUCUGGCUGCCUUUGACAUCCCAGACCCCACCAGCCUUGACGCCAAGGAGGCCAUCCAGACACCCAGUGAGGAGAAUGAGAGUCCCCUCAAGCCUCCAGGCAUUUGUAUGGAUGAAAGUGUGUCCUUGUCUCACUCAGGAUCAGCCCCUGAUGUGCCGGCGGUGAGUGUCAUUGUCAAGAACACCAGCCGCCAGGAGUCGUUUGAAGCGGAGAAAGACCACAUUACUCCCAGCCUCCUACACAAUGGAUUCCGGGGUUCAGAUCUGCCUCCAGAUCCCCACAACUGUGGGAAAUUUGAUUCUACUUUUAUGAAUGGAGACAGUGCCAGGAGUUUCCCUGGCAAACUGGAGCCUCCCAAGUCAGAGCCAUUACCCACCUUCAAUCAGUUCAGUCCAAUCUCCAGCCCAGAACCUGAAGAUUCCAUCAAAGAUAACGGAUUUGGGAUAAAGCCCAAACACUCUGACAGUUAUUUCUCAUCCCCUCUUGGGUGCGGGGCUGUGGGGGGUCCAGUCCUGGAGGCUCUGGCUAAGUUUCCAGUCCCAGAGCUACAUAUGUUUGAUCAUUUUUGUAAGAAAGAACCCAAGCCAGAACCCCUGCCCUUGGAGAGCCAGCAGGAACACGAGCGAGGUGGGCAGAAGGCAGUGGAACCUCACAAAGAUCUGGAUGCCACUCGAUUCUUUGGGGAAGCUUUGGAGUUUAACAGCAAUCCUAGCAACAGUAUUGGAGAGUCCAAGGGGCUUGCCCGGGAGCUUGGUACCUGCUCAUCAGUCCCCCCUAGGCAGCGUCUAAAGCCAGCUCAUUCCAAGCUGUCCUCUUGUGUGGCAGCUUUGGUGGCCUUGCAGGCCAAAAGAGUGGCUAGUAUCACUAAGGAGGAUCAGCCUGGCCACACAAAGGGUCCCUCAGGGCCCACUAGAGAGGGUUCUAAAGGUAGCCCCAAAAUGCCUAAGUCACCAAAGAGUCCCCGGAGCCCUCUGGAGGCCACUAGAAAAAGUAUCAAGCCAUCCGACAGCCCUCGUAGCAUCUGUAGUGAUAGCAGCAGCAAAGGCUCACCGUCUGUGGCUGCCAGCUCCCCACCAGCAAUUCCCAAAGUGAGAAUCAAAACCAUUAAGACAUCAUCAGGGGAAAUCAAACGGACUGUCACAAGGAUCCUGCCAGAUCCUGAUGAUCCAAGUAAGUCCCCUGUUGGGUCACCUCUAGGGAGCGCCAUUGCCGAGGCCCCAAGUGAGGUGCCAGGGGAGGAGGUGCCUGUGGAAGAGCACUUUCCUGAGGCAGGCACAAAUUCAGGGAGCCCCCAGGGGGACAGGAAAGGGGACGAGAGCAUGUCAAAGGCCAGUGACUCUUCAUCUCCCUGCGGUAGUUCUGGGCCCCGGGUCCCAAAGGGGGCUGUCACGGGCACACAGACAGGCAAGAAGCAACAGAAUACAGCACUGCAGGCCUCUACCCUGGCCCCUGCCAACCUCCUGCCCAAAGCCGUACACUUGGCCAACCUGAACCUCGUCCCCCACAGUGUUGCUGCAUCAGUGACAGCCAAGUCCUCAGCGCAAAGACGGAGUCAGCCACAGCUUACGCAAAUGUCGGUGCCCCUUGUCCACCAGGUGAAAAAGGCUGCCCCACUGAUUGUAGAGGUCUUCAACAAGGUCCUCCACAGCUCCAAUCCCGUGCCCCUCUAUGCGCCAAAUCUCAGCCCGCCUGCGGACAGCAGGAUCCACGUGCCGGCCAGUGGGUACUGCUGCCUGGAGUGUGGAGAUGCAUUUGCCUUAGAGAAGAGCCUGAGCCAGCACUAUGGCCGGCGGAGCGUCCACAUUGAGGUACUGUGUACACUGUGCUCCAAGACGCUGCUCUUCUUCAACAAGUGCAGCCUACUGCGGCACGCCCGUGACCACAAGAGCAAGGGGCUCGUCAUGCAGUGUUCCCAGCUGCUGGUGAAGCCCAUCUCUGCGGACCAAAUGUUUGUGUCGGCCCCUGUGAACUCCACGGCACCAGCAGCCCCAGCCCCUUCAUCCUCUCCCAAACAUGGCCUCACUUCGGGCAGUGCCAGCCCCCCUCCUCCAGCCUUGCCGCUCUACCCAGACCCCGUGAGGCUCAUCCGGUACUCAAUCAAGUGUCUUGAAUGUCACAAGCAGAUGCGGGACUAUAUGGUCCUGGCUGCACAUUUCCAGAGGACAACAGAGGAGACAGAGGGGCUGACCUGCCAGGUAUGCCAGAUGCUGCUGCCCAACCAGUGCAGUUUCUGUGCCCACCAGCGGAUUCAUGCACACAAGUCCCCCUACUGCUGCCCGGAGUGUGGGGUCCUCUGCCGCUCUGCCUACUUCCAGACACAUGUAAAGGAGAAUUGCCUGCACUAUGCCCGCAAGGUGGGCUACAGGUGCAUCCACUGUGGUGUCGUCCACCUGACCUUGGCCUUGCUGAAAAGCCACAUCCAGGAGCGACACUGCCAGGUUUUCCACAAAUGUGCAUUCUGCCCCAUGGCCUUCAAGACUGCCAGCAGUACCGCGGACCACAGUGCCACCCAGCACCCCAUGCAGCCCCACAGACCCUCCCAGCUCAUUUAUAAGUGCUCCUGUGAAAUGGUCUUCAACAAGAAGAGGCACAUUCAGCAGCAUUUUUACCAGAAUGUCAGCAAGACGCAGGUGGGCGUCUUUAAGUGCCCUGAGUGCCCACUCUUGUUUGUGCAGAAGACGGAGUUGAUGCAACAUGUCAAGAGCACCCACGGUGUUCCCCGAAAUGUGGACGAGCUGUCAAGCCUCCAGUCUUCAGCGGACUCAUCCUCAAGCCGCUCUGGCCCUCGAGUUCCCACCGAGCCCCCAGCCACUAGUGUGGCUGCUCGGAGCAGCUCCCAGCCUUCUGGCCGCUGGGGUAGGCCUGAAGCCCAUCGCAGGGUGGAAGCCAGGCCGCGGCUGAGGAACACUGGUUGGACCUGUCAGGAGUGCCAGGAGUGGGUUCCAGAUCGGGAGAGCUAUGUGUCCCACAUGAAAAAGAGCCAUGGUCGGACAUUGAAGCGGUACCCGUGCCGGCAGUGUGAACAGUCCUUCCACACCCCCAACAGCCUGCGCAAACAUAUCCGCAACAACCAUGACACAGUAAAGAAGGUCUACACCUGCGGGUACUGCACAGAGGACAGCCCCAGCUUUCCUCGGCCCUCCCUCCUGGAGAGCCACAUCAGCCUUAUGCAUGGCAUCAGAAACCCUGAUUUGAGCCAGACGUCCAAAGUCAAACCUCCGGGUAGACAUUCCCCUCAGGUGAACCAUCUGAAAAGACCAGUCAGUGGAGUGGGGGACGCUCCAGGCACCAGCAAUGGCGCAACUGUCUCUUCCACCAAAAGGCACAAGUCCCUUUUUCAGUGCGCGAAAUGUAGUUUUGCCACAGACUCAGGGCUCGAGUUUCAGAGCCACAUACCUCAGCACCAGGCGGACAGCUCCACAGCACAAUGUCUCCUCUGUGGUUUGUGCUACACCUCUGCCAGCUCCCUCAGCCGCCACCUCUUCAUUGUCCACAAGGUGAGAGACCAGGAGGAGGAGGAGGAGGAGGAAGAGGAGGAGGAGGAGGCGGCGGCAGCGGAGAUGGCAGUGGAGGCGGCAGAGCCAGAGGAGGGCUCUGGGGAGGAGGUGCCCAUGGAGACUAGAGAGAAUGGACUGGAAGAAUGUGUUGGCGAGCCUUUGUCAACUGACCCAGAGGCGAGGAGAUCACUGGGCCUGGCCCCUGAGGAGGAGGGUGGCCAAGAUGAUCACAGUCAACCACAAGCCUCUCAGGACCAGGACAGCCACGCACUGUCCCCUCAGGUGUGACCAGAGGCUUUGCAGUGUGCACGGUCAGGGGUGGUGCCAAAGUGUCUUCCACCUGCUGUGCAGACCAUGGGAAAUAAAAAGCUCUGCCCUCGGUGUGGGUGUGAGUGUGGCCGGUUGUACCCUGGAGUAGUGUCUGCCCUGAGCUGCCAGUGCUGGGUAUCCCCCGGCCCCAGGAAAUGUGGGGUCAGCCAGAACCCUCACAGCUCUGAAUUUGCUUCUGUUAUUUAUGGCUUUGUGCUGCUUCUUGGCACCCCAUCUCUUGUCUGUGUCCUUCCAACCCCAGGCUGCUUAUGUGGCCCAACCCCAAUGCUGUCCGCUAUGCUUGAACCCUGCAGCGGGUGUGCUCUUCCAGGAGGUUCCUGCUUGCUGCCUUCAGCCAGGGCACUCCUCAGAGCUCUGUUUUCCUGCAGACACCAGCUCUCCUUCCUGCCUUUAGAGCCUGAGAAGGAGGGAAAUGGGGGCUGCUGACACAGUCCCUCUUGGAGAGCUCUGCCUAGCCUGGUUUGGCAAGGGCCCUUAUUCACCUUGCCCUUCCUCCCUGUCUUCUCUGAUUCUUUUCCCACAAAAUAGUCCUAAUAACUAAUUGUCACACUGGCUCACCAUGUCUCUGUGAGUGGAGUGGGAGAAACCUCUGCUGCACACCUCUGUUUGGAACCUGGGGAAAGCAGGAGGUAAGGCCAAGGCAGGCAGACACCAGGGGCCAGACCCAUUGAGAAGGCGCUGUGGGUGGGUCUUCAUUCUGCCUUUCCUGGCAGGUGGGGUUGGGGCACACAGACAUUGGAAUAUUUGUACUCCUGCUCUUGUGCCAUUUGAGAGGCUGCUGCUCCAGGCAGGCCAGCCCCUCCUCCUCUUGGCUACACUCAUGUUGCUCAGACUAUAUUUCAAAUAAAAAAUCUUCUCACCAUG
Callithrix jacchus (white-tufted-ear marmoset) is the source of this 5843-nucleotide messenger RNA. It is a transcript of the gene ZNF592, whose product is annotated as zinc finger protein 592. NCBI's taxonomy places the organism in Eukaryota, Metazoa, Chordata, Mammalia, Primates, Cebidae. The record is from RefSeq and is a predicted model, not a curated record.